Messenger RNA from Closterium sp. Yama58-4, 1929 nucleotides. NCBI's taxonomy places the organism in Eukaryota, Viridiplantae, Streptophyta, Zygnematophyceae, Desmidiales, Closteriaceae. The record is from the annotation of a GenBank genome assembly.
AUGUUCUUGACGUCGCUCAAGUUGCUCGGUUGCUGUUCCCUGGCGUCGCUUCCCGAAUCCUUUGGCCAACUUGCCAGUCUGAGCGUUCUAUGCUUGAAUCACUGCUCGGCGCUGGAGCUGCCGGCCUCUCUCACCAAGCUUUCUUCUCUUGCCGUCUUGGAGAUUCGGCAGUGCAACUUUCAUCUGCCGUCACCUGUCAUUUUCCCUCGACUGCGGGCGCUCGAAUCCCUCAGCCUGGAGGAAGUGACGGGAUUGCGCGAGCUAAUCGAGGCUCUUGAGCAUAUGUGGCGGCUCAAGACUCUAGCUAUCAAGCACUGCAACGAUAUCACGUCUCCGCCGGAGUCUCUUUUCCGCCUGCCGUCACUCACCAGCCUCACCCUUGGCAUGCCACAGCUUUCAGUUCUGCCUGACGAGUUUGGGCGGUUGUCAAAGCUACAGACGCUCGUGCUAGAGUUGGGGGAGCUCACAUCCCUUCCUGAUUCCAUCUGCCUGGUUACCACGCUCCAAGAGCUCGCCUUAGAUAAUCUGCAGCUGCAGCAUCUUCCGGACUCCCUAUCCCAGCUAUCUUCUCUCGAGCGCCUGGAUAUUAAGAGUUGUCCGCGUCUCACGGUGCUGCCAGAUGAAAUGGGGAAUUGUAUGCAGCGUCUGCGUUAUCUGCAUCUCAAGCACUGCUCAUCUCUGACCCACCUCCCUCCAUCUUUCUCCGCACUGACUUCCCUCGAAACCUUCAAGAUCGAGGAAGCUAAGUGCUUGGAAGGGACCCUUCUAGACGGUUUUGGCUGCUUGAAAAGCCUCAAGGAGCUGGUGCUUGAAGACAUGCCUCGCCUAUCCGCCCUUCCUGCCUCCUUCUCGGGUGUCUAUUCACUGUCCAGCCUUGUAGUGAUAAAUUGCCCUAGAGUAACGGUCCUUCCUAAGGGGAUCGGACGGCUGGAGGCUCUCGAGGUGGUCAAGCUCGCACUGAUGGAUCGCUUGAAGCGUCUCCCUGCUGAGCUUGUCAGGCUGCCCCGGCUGCGGGUGUUGGAGGUGCGGGUAUGUGAUAAGGUUGGCGCGCUGCUGGGAGAUGAGAUCGUGGUCAAACGCACUGCCAGGGGUUCUUCUAUGAUCUACAACACCACCGCCAGCAGCAGCACCAGCAGGGCACUGCUUCCAUCCAUUCGAAGCCUCAAGAUGAGAUCUCUUCCUUUCCAUGCUGUUCCGUCCCUUGGCCAGCUCUCCUCUCUAACGAAGCUGAAGAUUCUAGAGAUGGACUGCCUUGUAUCUCUCCCCGAAGCCAUCUGUCAACUCUCGCGCCUGAAAAGGCUUCGGAUCGAUUCGGCCAGCCAGCUGGAGGCGCUGCCUGACGCCUUUGGAGAGCUGGCAGGGCUGCGUGUCUUGCAGCUGAUUCACCUCUAUGCAGUACGGCAUCUACCCGAGUCGUUUGGGCAGCUGAAGAUGCUCGAGACGUUGGAGAUUAUUGACUGCUACAAGGUUGGCGAGGAGGAUGGGGAGGAAGGAGGGGGAGUGGCGGUUGAUGUGGGAGAGGAGGAAGGGGAGGGUGAGGAGGGAGGAGAUGAGAUGGUGGAAGGACAAGAGGCGGACAGGGAGGAAGCAGAGGAGGAAGCAGAGGGUGAGGAGGGAGAUGAGAUCGUGGGAGGGCAAGAGGCGGACAGGGAGGCAGAGGAGGCAGAGGGUGAGGAGGGAGGAGAUGAGAUGGUGGAAGGGCAAGAGGUGGGCAGCGAAGCAGAGGAGGAAGCAGAGGGUGAGGAGGCAGAUGGUGAGGAGGGAGAAGAUGAGAUGGUGGGAGAGCAAGAGGCAGGCAGCGAAGCAGAGGAGGAGGCAGAGAGUGGUGGUGAGGAUUGGGAUAUCUGCCAUGAGUAUGGCAUGGACAGCGACGAUGACAGGGAUGAUGAGGGAGGAGGCUGGGGGGCGAGUAGUGACGAGGACGAGUAG